AUGGUGUUUUUCAACAAUAUCAUUAAUUUGAUAUUCGCAGUAUCGGUGCUUAUUUUACAAAUACAAUUUGGUGAAUUAGCUCCAUCCAUCAAGAAUGCAGUUUUGGACUCAAGUUGUAUCAAUGCGGUAAAUCCAGGUUACAAUUGUGCUGGUUGUCCAGAAUCACCGGAUGGUUAUAACUUUGGUUGGCACUUUUUACUACCAGAUAUAUCAAAUGCUUUUGUUUCGAUCAAUUGCCAGUUUUCCAAAGCUGGUACGGUUACUAAAAUGAUCGCAGAACCAUGCGCUAUGCAUGCAUACUGUUAUACACCAACUGCAGAUACUCUUCUUGGUUGCACGGCUAAUGUGAGCGGUACCGCCAUUAAAUUUACUUUAAGUGAUGUGUGCAUGCCUCCAAAUCCUUGCCUAGACAACAACGGCGAUUGUGAUAUAAAUGCUGCUUGUUCACAAGAUCAAUACACAGGUGAACGCCAAUGUACCUGUAAAACUGGAUUCACCAAUACUGGUACCACAUCCAAUGUCACUUGCACAGAUAGCUGCCAAGUUCUGAAUGGUGGAUGCGAUAACAAUGCGGUUUGUUCACAUGAUGGAACUACAGGCGCAGUAAAAUGUAGAUGCAAAACAGGAUAUACUGAUACGGAUGCAACUGCAAAUGUUGUUUGUACAGAUAGUUGUACGAUAAAUAAUGGUGGAUGUAACGCAAAUUCAAUGUGUACACAUGACCCAACAACAUAUGCAGCCAUAUGUACUUGCAAGAGUGGAUAUACAAAUACUGGUUCUAACUCCAAUGUCAUUUGCACAGAUAAUUGUCUAACGAGUAAUGGUGGAUGUGAUGUCAAUGCAAUAUGUACCCAUAAUACAACAGUAAAUGCUGUUCAAUGCAUCUGCAGAACAGGAUAUACAAAUACGGGAUCUUUUUUAAAUGCUACUUGCACAGAAAGUUGUAAGGUAAAUAAUGGAGGAUGCGGUCCAAAUGCCGACUGUUCGCAUGAUGCAGUAACUGAUGGAGUUAAAUGCAUUUGUAAGAUUGGCUACGUAAACACUGGUUCUAGUUCAAACGUUAAUUGUACAGAUAGCUGUACAAUAAGUAAUGGUGGAUGUGAUGCUAGUGCAAUUUGUACACAUGAUGCAGAUACGUAUGCCGCCGAAUGCUCAUGUAAAACUGGUUACGUGAAUGCUGGUUUCACCUCCAAUGUCGUUUGUACAGAUGGUUGUCAAAUAGAUAAUGGUGGAUGUGAAAUCAAUGCCGUGUGUUCUCAUAAUGCUACAACAGGUGCACUCAAAUGUACUUGCAAAACAGGUUAUACAAACACAGCUUCCGGUUCAAAUAUCACAUGCACGGAUAAUUGUCGAAUAAAUAAUGGUGGAUGCGGUGCAACUUCAUUUUGCUCUCAUGAUGCAACAACCAAUGCAAUCGUAUGCACUUGUAAGACUGGUUAUAAGAACACUGGUACCGGCUCCAAUGUAAUUUGUACAGAUGGUUGCCUAGUGAGCAAUGGUGGCUGUGAAGAGCAUGCACUAUGCUCGCAUAAUGCAGUUACAAAUGCAACUGAAUGUAAAUGCAAAACUGGAUACACAAACAUAGGUUGUGUCUGCAAUCCUCAGUGCAUAGAAAGCUGUCUAGUAAAUAAUGGUAAUUGUGAUAUGAAUGCAAUGUGUUCUCAUGAUACAACAACCUAUGCAGUUCAAUGCGCCUGUAAACCAGGAUAUACAAACACAGGAACUACUGCAAAGGUCAUUUGCACAGACAAUUGUGAGUUGAAGAAUGGUGGAUGUGAUAUGCAUGCUGAUUGUUUACAUAAUGUUACAACCAAUGCAGUUAUGUGCAGUUGUAAGACAGGAUAUACAAACACCGGUUCUGGAUCAACCGUCAUUUGUACAGAUAGCUGUCAAGUAGGUAAUGGUGGAUGUGAUAAUAAUGCAAAGUGUUCACAUGAUGCAACAACAAAUGCAGUCACAUGUACUUGUAAGACUGGAUAUACAGAUAUUGGUUCCGACUCCACUGUUAUCUGCAAAGAUACUUGCCAAGUAUACAAUGGUGGAUGUGACAUGAAUGCAGAUUGUUCUCAUGAUUCACAAACUAAUGCAGUGAAAUGUACUUAUUGUUGUCAAGUUGUCAAUGGUGGUUGUGAUAAAAAUGCCAUUUGCUCACACGACGAAACAACCAAUGCUGCUACAUGUACUUGCAAACCUGGUUACACUAAUAUUGGUACUACUUCCAAUGUUAUUUGCAAAGAUACUUGCCAAGUAGACAAUGGUGGAUGUGAUACCUAUGCAGUUUGUUCUCACAAUACACGUACGAAUGAAGUCAUGUGUACUUGCAAGACUGGAUAUACAAAUACUGGCUCUGAUUCUAAUUGUACCUGCACAGAUAGCUGCCAGGUCAAGAAUGGUGGAUGCGAUUCUAAUGCUCAUUGUUCUCAUGAUUCAACAUCAUAUGGAGUUGUGUGUGCCUGCAAGACAGGAUAUACAAAUACUGGUUCAAGCUCGAAUGUUACUUGUACAGAUUCCUGUCAAGUAAACAAUGGUGGAUGUGAUGUGAAUUCAGUAUGUUCUCAUAGUACAGACACAAAUGCAGUCAAAUGUACUUGCAAAAUGGGUUAUACAAACGCUGGUUCUGAAUCUAAUGUUAUCUGUAAAGAUACCUGCCAAGUAGACAAUGGAGGAUGUGAUAUAAACGCCAUUUGUUCCCAUGAUAAAUGGACCAAUGCAGUCCAAUGUACUUGCAAACCAGGAUACACAAAUAUUGGUUCCGAUUCUAAUUGUACCUGCACAGACAGUUGUCAAUACCACAAUGGUGGAUGUGAUGAACAUGCGGAUUGUACACAUGAUGUGACAAGUUAUUCAGUCCAAUGUACGUGCCGAAAAGGAUAUACUAACACUGGUUCUGGCGCCACGCUCGUAUGUACAGAUACUUGUCAAGUAAACAAUGGUGGUUGCGAUACCAAUGCUAUAUGCUCUCAUGAUUCAACAACAAAUGCAGUCACAUGUACUUGCAAGACUGGUUACACAGACACAAAUUGUGAUGGCAAUGCACAAUGCAUAGAUAGUUGCCAAGUAGACAAUGGUGAAUGUGAUAUCAAUGCCAUAUGCUCCCAUAAUUCAAAAACCAAUGAAGUGAUAUGUACUUGCAAGAAAGGAUACACAAAUACUGCAACAGGCUCGAAUGCGACUUGUACCGAUAGCUGUACAGUACACAAUGGUGGAUGCGAUAUCUAUGCCAUUUGCUCCCAUGAUACAACAACAAAUGCAGUUAUAUGUACUUGUAAGACUGGAUAUACAAAUACUGGUUCAAUGACUAAUUGCGUUUGUACUGAUACCUGCCACGUAAAUAAUGGUGGAUGUGAUACUAAUGCAUACUGUUCACAUGAUGCAACAACAAAUGCAGUUACAUGUACUUGCAAGCAUGGAUAUACACACACUGGUUCUGACUCUAAUGUUAUCUGCACAGAUACUUGUCUGUGUGGUAAUAAUGGUGGAUGUGAUGCUAAUGCAAUUUGUAUACAUGAUCAAACAACAUAUGAAGUGAUGUGUACUUGUAAGACAGGAUACGCAUUUAAUAGUUCAGACGAAAGUAGCGUUUGCACCGAUGAGUGCCAGCUACAUAAUGGUGGAUGUGAUAACAAUGCAGUGUGUUCACAUAAUAAAACAACAAAUGCAGUUAUAUGUACUUGCAAAACUGGAUAUACAAAUACUGGUUCAAUGCCUGAUGUCGUUUGCACUGAUACCUGUCAAAUCGAUAAUGGUGGAUGUGGAUCAAAUUCCAAUUGUAUGCAUGAUGAAACAACGAAUGCAGUCAAAUGUCACUGUAAGACCGGAUAUGAAACGUCUGGUUCCAAUGAUACUACCGGUUGCGUAGAUGAUUGCACAAUCAACAACGGUGGAUGUGAUAGUAAUUCUAUGUGCACCCAUGAUAAAAAAACAAAUGCAGUCAUAUGUACUUGCAAGACUGGAUAUACAAAUACAGGUUCUGAUACAAGUGUUGUUUGUACAGAUGUCUGUCAUGUGUAUAAUGGCGGUUGCGAUGAUAAUGCAAUCUGUUCACAUAAUGAAAACACAUAUGAAGCCAUAUGUACAUGCAAGACGGGAUAUACAAAUACUGGUACUAGUUCCAAAGUCGUUUGUACCGACACCUGUACUAUCAAUAAUGGCGAUUGUGAUAGACAUGCCGAUUGUUCACAUGAUAUAAUGACUCAUGCAGUAUCAUGUAAAUGUAAAACUGGUUAUAUCAACAGUGGUUCAGCUAGCAAUGUCACUUGUACUGAUGCCUGCCAGAUGAAUAAUGGUGGAUGUGAUAAUAAUGCAAUGUGUUCACAUGAUGAAACAACCAAUGCAGUUACAUGUGCUUGCAAGACUGGAUAUACAAAUACUGGUUCACCCUCCUGUGUUAUCUGUACAGAUACUUGUAAAAUUCAUAAUGGUGAAUGUGGUGACAAUGCAAUUUGUUUACAUGAUGCAACAACAAAUGCAGUUACAUGUAUUUGCAAGACUGGAUACACAAAUACUGGUACAAUGUCUGGUGUCAUUUGUACCGACAUAUGUCACGUCCAAAAUGGUGGAUGCGAUGUACAUGCUGAUUGUUCACACGAUUCAAAAACAUAUGCCGUGAAAUGUACCUGCAGACCAGGAUAUACAAGCUCUGGUGCUGAUAUCAACGCUACUUGCACAGAUACUUGUCAAGUGAACAAUGGUGGAUGUGAUAAUAAUGCUAAUUGUGUACAUGAUUCAUCAACGUAUGAAGUUACAUGUGUUUGCAAGACUGGUUAUACAGACACAGCGGCUGGUCCCCGUGUCGUGUGUAUAGAUAGCUGCCAAGAAAACAAUGGUGGAUGCGAUAUGAAUGCAAUCUGUGAUCAUCGUUCGCCAGACAAUGCAGUUAAAUGCACUUGCAAGAUGGGAUAUACAAAUACUGGUACAGAAUCGAAUGUGACUUGCACAGGUGAAUAG
Molecule: messenger RNA, 4947 nt
Organism: Adineta steineri
Lineage: Eukaryota; Metazoa; Rotifera; Eurotatoria; Adinetida; Adinetidae
Source: the annotation of a GenBank genome assembly